AUGGCUGAAGCCGAACCCGGGCAAGGCCCCAGCGCCGAGCCCAGAAAAGCGCCCACCAUCUCGAUCUCCCAAGUUCAAAACUUGCUAAAUUCGAAAGAUGACACCUCCAGGUUUACCGGCCUAGCGGUUCUCAAAGCUGUUCUUGAUGAUUCGCCUAAGUUGAGAGAGGACCAGGAGAUUAUAACACAGCUGUGGAACUCGAUAUCACCCAAGUUCCUAGAUCGACUUAUACGCACAGGCUCUAAGAGCUCAGGAACCGGCAAGGACACGAGGGAGAUGUUGAAUCUUGCCGUGUCUAUUAUACAUACCUUCACUACCCUCCUUCCUGCGGAUGAAAAACAAAAUCCAAGGCUAGUCCAGAGGAUACCAUCCUUGAUGAGUGCCAUUCUCUGCAGCUCUAAAGAAACAACUCAGUUGACACUCCAGGCGAUGGCUACUAUUACAAGUUUCCCGGCCGGGGGGAAUGAGUUUAUGGCCCUUGAUGACAUUACCCCCCUUGUAGAGGUUGCUCCAGCACACCCUGAAGCUCUCCAGAUUUUAAGUUUCGCGUGGUUCAAUACCAUGAACGGUCCUGAGGGCCCGGGACAGGUCAGAGAUAAGAUUGACGGAACUAUCCGGAAGCUCGUGUCGUCCUUCAAAGGUACAGACGGCGUCACGCUUCUUGAAUUCCUGAGCUUCUACUUGCAUUACGCGGACCCUGAGGCGAUACCACAGAAUCCUCAGUGCUUUAUUGGCUACCUCGUCAGAAGUCUCGAAAACGAUUUUGAUGACGAGAGUUGUACUUUAGUCAUGGAUCCCAACCUGUUGCUGAAGCUACGAAAGUCCCUAUCGGAGACGAUGUCUGUGACCAUUGAAUACCUCCGCGACCGGUGGGAUGCCUCAGUCGCCGGCGCCAUGGGCCUACAUCCCGAAGCCAGGGUCGGGAAGGCGACGACAGGGACAGGAUCUCAUUUGACUCUGGCAUGGGAUUCAGCAAACGAUAGUGCUGGCGAUGACCCAAUGAUACUAGCAGCUGUGAGGGCGCUAGCAAUCUGGCUUCGGGAAGAUGAGAGCAGCAUGCUUCGGAAGGAAGCGUCGGGUCUCCUUGACAUGUUCUUCGAUUUGUACAAAUCCAGCGGUCCAACGAAAAACGACUUUAGAUCGGCCGUCCUUGUUGCCUUGGAAGGCAUGUUGGAAGUCGCGAGGGGGAAGGAAGCUUUCUUCGAGAAUGAUGGAUGGGCUAUUCUUGUCAAGGACCUGCUCGACGUGUUCCAUAGGACAUCAAAGGAGAGUAACGAGUCGGACGCCUAUAGGGGGAUCAAUAUCGUCCACACACUCAUACGCAUUGCCGAGGAGGAGGAUACGGGCACUCGAGAAGCAUGGAUGGAUACCGUCACUAGCGUCGCCGCGUGGAGCCCUCCUGACGUUGAGCAACCGUCUCUUGUGCGAGAAUUCCAAUUUGCCGUGCUGCAGCUGUGUGCCGUCCUCCUGGCCCGUGCCAGUCCUGGAUUGAGGAAGAGAUACCUGCACUCGACGAGCGCCAUCGUUGGGAUAGUGAAUCAACUUCGGCAGCAUAUAGGAGACAACCGGAUACUCCAAGAGCAACUUCAGGACGUGCAGGAGACUCUGGAAAGCCUUCGGUAG
This is a messenger RNA of Scedosporium apiospermum, 1623 nucleotides long. RefSeq lists its product as uncharacterized. NCBI's taxonomy places the organism in Eukaryota, Fungi, Ascomycota, Sordariomycetes, Microascales, Microascaceae. The transcript has 4 exons. The coding region runs from base 1 to 1623 and encodes 540 amino acids. The record is from RefSeq and is a predicted model, not a curated record.